This is a messenger RNA of Talaromyces amestolkiae, 1068 nucleotides long. RefSeq lists its product as uncharacterized. The record is from RefSeq and is a predicted model, not a curated record. NCBI's taxonomy places the organism in Eukaryota, Fungi, Ascomycota, Eurotiomycetes, Eurotiales, Trichocomaceae. The transcript has a single exon. Bases 1 to 1068 code for a protein of 355 amino acids.
AUGCCUACAGCUCUGCUGCCCGCCUCCGCAGCAGCGUUUGCCCCCCGUGGCAAUCCGAAUGUUGUGCUGGGUCGCAAAGUGGAACAAUGGCUCACACUCACCCUCAAAAGGGUCAACCGUGUCAAGAGACCAUUGAACAAUCCGACACAACACACGCGAUGCCUGACAGAAACUCUCUCCUCGCCAAAUGCUAUCUGGACUCUCUGCUCACUCAUGUUCCCCAAGGCCCCUGAUUCCGAACUCCAAAAGGACGAGAACCCGUUAGUCGAGGCCAUGUUCAAUUAUCAGAUGAUUCAUAUCGAGGCUUACGUGGUGCAUGUGGACAUGGUGUCGCAAAACGAGGUGGCUUUCAAGUUGACUCCGGAAACAAUCGAGUCCUUGGUCGACUUCCACAAGGAUAUCUUUUCCGUGGAUACCGCCGCAAGUACCUGGGACUGGCCGGAAAAGGAAACUCAGCUCAAGAAACUGCAGGCCGAGUUCGUGCAGUCCGCCAACAAGUUCAUCUACCGCACCAAGGUUCAGGCUCUGGAAGGAAUGGAAGAGGAUGGCGCUGGCGAGCUGCUGGGCGGCCGAAGCGAAGAUGCAAAGACCGCCAUCCUCAAUCUUUUCGUCCCUCUACUUCCGCCUCCGCCUCCACGACUCCCCGAUGUGGUCCGACCACCUCUGCUGCCCAGUUCUACUAUUGCGGAGGAUUGGUGGUCGAGUCCCGUCCAGCAACCCGUCAUGCCGGUAGAAGCUUGGAAGGUCGUUCCUUCCAGUCCCAGUCCCGUGUCUUCUUGCGAUGGCGCCCCGAAUAUGUGGACAACCAUGUCGAUGUCUAUGGCCGAAGCUCAACUACCAUCACCGGCACCUUCGUUCAGUCAGCCAUACACCACAGCGCCAUAUGACGCUGUUCAGUACUAUAGUGCCCCAGUCACUAUGGCUGCUCUUGCUGCGCUGCCCCUCCCUAGCAUGUUGAUUCAACCAUGCAGCACGGCGGCAUCCAUGAACGGUUUUGGUGGUGGCUUCGGCGGCUACCCGGAACGAUAUCAAGAAUUCCCUGCCUUGUCUUACGGCACAACAAUGUAA